Molecule: messenger RNA, 2222 nt
Organism: Diorhabda carinulata
Lineage: Eukaryota; Metazoa; Arthropoda; Insecta; Coleoptera; Chrysomelidae
Product: aromatic-L-amino-acid decarboxylase-like
Exons: 8
Coding region: 207-1640 (477 amino acids)
Biological process (GO): catecholamine metabolic process; amino acid metabolic process; serotonin biosynthetic process
Molecular function (GO): aromatic-L-amino-acid decarboxylase activity; pyridoxal phosphate binding
Source: RefSeq, a predicted model, not a curated record
CCAGUACACAUUGAAAACGUUGAUUUGGUGAUCAAUAGCGAUUGGCCCCACUCUUCACGUUAUACCGUCAGGUUUAAAGCUCUCGCGGACAGCUGGAGGACUUCUGUUUUGGUGCGAAACGCGGCAAAUUCAGGGGUAGUGUACAAAUUUCGAAAAAGUGAAUUAUCAGUGGUUAUUAAUUUGGAUAACGCUAUACAAACUAAAAAAUGGAAGCUAAUCAGUUUAGGGAGUUCGGAAAGGAGAUGAUUGACUAUGUCGCAAACUACCUCGAGAAUAUAAGAGAUCGGAGGGUUUUACCUAUUGUCGAACCGGGUUAUUUGAGACCGCUAAUACCAGAAACAGCGCCAGAAAAACCAGAAAAAUGGGAAGAUAUUAUGAAAGAUCUGGAAAGGGUUAUUAUGCCUGGGGUGACACAUUGGCAUUCACCUAGAUUUCAUGCUUAUUAUCCCACCGGCAAUUCUUACCCUGCAAUUGUUGCCGACAUACUCAGCGGCGCAAUCGCCUGCAUAGGUUUCAGUUGGAUCGCUAGUCCAGCAUGUACAGAAUUAGAAGUUGUUAUGUUGGAUUGGUUAGGAAAAAUGUUAGGUCUUCCCGAAGAUUUUCUAGCUUGUUCGGGAGGUAAAGGAGGCGGCGUCAUUCAGGGAACGGCUAGUGAAGCCACUUUAGUAGCGCUUCUCGGCGCUAAAGCACGUACCAUGGAUAUUAUUAAAAAAGAAAAUCCCGAAAUGUCUGACGCGGAAAUUAUCGGAAAGUUAGUUGGAUAUACCUCUAGUCAAAGUCAUUCAUCUGUAGAGCGUGCUGGUCUUUUGGGGGGCAUCAAAAUGCAUGCCUUGCAACCAGAUGAAUACAACAAACUUACCGGACCAACUUUGGAGAAAGCCAUCCAGGAAGAUUUAGAAGCUGGACUUAUACCCUUCUACGCUGUAGCAACUUUGGGCACAACAUCUUCAUGUACCUUCGACAGAUUAGACGAAAUCGGUCCCGUUUGCAACAAAUAUAACGUCUGGCUCCACGUCGACGCAGCGUAUGCGGGAUCAGCUUUCAUCUGUCCGGAAUACAGAUAUCUAAUGAAAGGAAUCGAACGCGCGGAUUCCUUCAAUUUUAAUCCUCACAAAUGGAUGUUGGUGAACUUCGAUUGCUCGGCGAUGUGGUUGAAAGAUCCAACUUGGUUGGUGAACGCUUUCAACGUCGAUCCUCUAUAUUUAAAACACGACCAACAAGGCUCAGCUCCCGAUUAUAGACACUGGCAGAUACCGUUAGGAAGAAGAUUCAGAUCUUUGAAAUUAUGGUUCGUUUUGAGGUUAUAUGGUAUAGAAAAUAUCCAAGCUCACAUUAGAAAACAAAUAGGAUUAGCACACCAUUUCGAAUCUUUAGUUAAAGCGGAUGGUAGAUUCGAAAUCACGCAGGAAGUCACUAUGGGAUUGGUUUGUUUUAGAUUGAAAGGUUCUAAUGAAAUCAACGAGGCUUUAUUGAAACGGAUCAACGGUAGAGGGCUCAUACAUUUGGUUCCUUCUAAAAUUAAAGAUACCUAUUUUCUGAGGAUGGUUGUUUGUUCUAGAAUGACCGAAAAAUCCGAUAUAGAAGGUUCUUGGAAAGAAAUCAAAGAAGCUGCCAAUGAAAUACUAACUAAGAAAGAAUAAUUUUUUUUUUUCAUUUUAUAUUCAUUUAAAUUUCGUGUUGUUUGUGUGUCUAUUUAUAUUCGAGUUGUUAUGUCAAAUAUUGAUUUGAUAUUAAGGAGGUUCAAGCGUCUACUAAUUAAAUUUCGCGCGCUCGUUACUCAAACAAUAUGGCCGACUGACGCCAUUAGAAAAAUUUCUUGCCAAUAAAAUUUAUAUAAUCGUAUAUUUAUGCUUCUAAAUGUUGUUGAUUUUAGGUCUCUUCUGUUUUAAAAUUAGUUUUUUUUUUUAAAUAAUUCUGUCUUAAUGAAAAUAUAUCACGACAAUUCUGAUUUAAUUUGUAACUAAAUAAUUUAACUAUGUGUUCCAUAAGAACUCAUGUUGAAGAAGCGAACUUAAAUUUCUUUAGAUUUGGAUCGAUAACUCAUAUAAAGAAGGUUACCAUUGGAUUCGUCAUAUUCUACACUAUCAAAAAAUAGAUAUUUUGCAUAAAUUUCGCGCGGAGCCCCCUUAAUAUACUUCAAGGAACGAAUUAUUCAAAAAUGUCGAAAGAUGUGAAAAAAUAGUAUCGGUUGUGUAUAUUCAAACAUUAAAAACUUGACAGUA